GUCCGAAUGAGCGCCGCCAGCAGCGCGUGGGCCGUCCCCUGGGAGCAAAAGCGAGAUGCGGUCGUCUGGCGAGGGCAUGUCAUGAGCAACGCCUCUCAACGCUCCCGCCUGCUGCAGCUGUCGGCCGCACUGAACCGCUCACUGCCCGAGGGACUGGGGAGGGGCCGGCUGGACAUUGCGGACCCGCGGCUGCACGGAAGGAUGGCAGGACCUGUCCUCCUCUCCGGCAGCCGCGCCGUCGUGGCCAUCGACGGCUGGGCGAACGAGUGGAACGGCCUCUUCUUCAAGCUGCUCGGAGGGAGCGCCGUCCUGUGGGUGGCAUCAGACAGGUUCCGAAUGUGGUACCACCACGAGCUCGUGCCUUGGGAGCACUACAUCCCCGUGCGCAGCGACAUGUCCGACCUGGCGGACCGCAUCAUGUACGUGAUGGACCACAGCCAGGCGCGCAACGCCUCGCUGCAGCGCAUGGCGGCAGCGGCGCGGCAGGUGGUCCUGCGGCUUAGCGUGCGCGCAGAAAUUGCGCGGCUGCGAGCCCAUCUGCAGCGAAGAUGUGGCAGGGCGCCUUCACACAUCGUACGUUAGAUCCGGAUGCAGAGUGUUUACUGUUCCUUUUGCGGCGGGACGAUGAAAGCGAGGGCAGAGCCAGAGGCUCCCCGCGCUGGCAGGCAGUGUUUGUAUCGCCGAAUUGUGAAUAUCCAGGCGACUAGCCGGGGUCAACCU
Emiliania huxleyi CCMP1516 is the source of this 720-nucleotide messenger RNA. RefSeq lists its product as hypothetical. The record is from RefSeq and is a predicted model, not a curated record. The transcript has 4 exons. Bases 7 to 582 code for a protein of 191 amino acids. NCBI's taxonomy places the organism in Eukaryota, Haptophyta, Isochrysidales, Noelaerhabdaceae.